GGAAGGGGGCCUGAUAUCCUCUCUCUCUCUGUCUCUCUCUCUCUCUCUCUCUCCUCUCUCUUCCAUUUUUCUCGUCUAAUGGCGACUCUAAACGCCAUCUCACAACGCUCUUAUUCUCUCCACAACCCCUUCUCUCCUUUCUCUUCCUCCUCUUCUUACCCAUCUCACCUCUCACUGCCUCCUCCUCUUCUUCUCAUCCCGUCUCAUUACCCCAACUCCUCUUUCUCCUCCUCUUCCUGUUCCAAACCAGCCUUCCUCUCUUCGACCGAUAGUCACUCGGGCACUUCGUCGAGCAAAUGGCGAGGGAAAUUGGCGCCAUUGCAUUCGGUGUUCCCUACUUCUCCUGCUAUGAUAUCAUCUGUGGAUGAUCUCUUUGAGUUCAUAUGCAAUGGCCCUUUAGUAACGAGAUUAGGUUUUACCGCUGAAUCGAUUGCCGAGUCCAUCGAUAGGUGGUUGCAGUGUGGGGUGCACUUGUGCCAAUUGUUCCAGCUCAAUAAGCUGAGGUUGUCGGUCCCCGAGAAGGUUAGGAUCUACCAUUACUACGUACCGGUCUUCGUUUGGUGUGAAGAUGAAGUUUUGCGACACAGAUCAACAUUCGAGGACGGAGAUGAAGUUCCACCGUUAGUCAUAGGUGUCAGUGCACCUCAAGGCAGCGGAAAAACAACUCUUGUUUUUGCACUUGAUUAUCUUUUCCGGCGUUCCGGUAGAAAUGCUGCUACUUUGUCGAUAGAUGAUUUUUAUUUAACAGCAGAGGAACAGGCUAAAUUAAGAAGUCGAAACCCUGGAAAUGCACUCUUAGAGCUUCGUGGGAACGCGGGAAGCCAUGAUCUGCAGUUCUCUAUAGAAACACUAACAUCUCUAAGCAAAAUGACCAAGAGAGGUAUGAAGAUGAAACUACCGCGAUAUGAUAAGUCUGCUUUCGGAGGGAAGGGCGAUCGAGCAGACCCUUCAACAUGGCCAGAGGUUGAAGGGCCAAUUGAGGUUGUCUUAUUUGAGGGGUGGAUGCUUGGAUUUAAACCUCUUCCAAAUGAUGUCGUUAAAGCAGUUGAUCCACAGCUUGAAGUGGUAAAUAAGAACCUCGAAGCGUAUUACGAUGCAUGGGACAAGUUCAUUGAGGCCUGGAUUGUCAUAAAAAUAAAGGAUCCUAAUUGUGUAUUCCAGUGGAGAUUGCAGGCGGAGAUAGCGAUGAGAGAAGAUGGAAAACCCGGCAUGUCCAACGAGGAGGUUUUGGAUUUCGUAUCUCGUUAUCUUCCUGCAUACAAGGCAUAUCUUCCUACACUCUAUGCCGAGGGACCGAAUGGAGCUGAUCCCAACCGCCUUAUCGUCAUCGAGAUUGAUGAGCAAAGGAAUCCCCAUUAAAGGUUUCAUAUGAAGAGUGAAAUUUGAAUUUAUUUUGAACUUUUAUAUCAGGCCUGUAAAAAUGUGGUAUGAAGAGACUUAAAACUCCUCUGGUAGAUUGACUCUUCACUUCUGCAAAUAAUAUUAGGAUGUCCAACACCAGAAAUUGUAUCA
Molecule: messenger RNA, 1512 nt
Organism: Ananas comosus (pineapple)
Lineage: Eukaryota; Viridiplantae; Streptophyta; Magnoliopsida; Poales; Bromeliaceae
Product: D-glycerate 3-kinase, chloroplastic
Exons: 13
Coding region: 79-1359 (426 amino acids)
Biological process (GO): photorespiration
Cellular component (GO): cytoplasm
Source: RefSeq, a predicted model, not a curated record